AUUAGUGUACACCUCUUUAAGCACAAUGUACAACCAUCUAAAGCACACCUACCUCUUCCAAAGUUCAAUUUGUUCAACAAAAACAUGGCUUUCCAUUCGAGACUCCUUCUAUAUCUUCUUCAAGACUUAAACCAAUAAAACUGUACCCCCCACCCCCAACCCCCAACCCCCAAAAUUAAGGUACACCUCUUUAACAAGAAGGUACAACCAUCUAAAACACAAUUUCCCUGUUCAACCACCAUUCAUGGCUUUCAAUUCAAGAUUCCAUUUGGGGUUUCUUAUUUUCUUCAUAUUAACCCCUUUUACUAUCUCUUUCAUCCUCAGCCCAUCACCACAGCCAGAACCAAAACCAAAACCCACAGUGUAUGAUAUUCUCACAGUAUAUGGGCUGCCACGUGGCAUCUUUCCAGACACUGUGGAAUCCUAUAAUCUUGAUAAAGAUGGAAACUUUGAAGUAUUUCUGAAAGCCCCUUGUUAUGUAGAGUUUGAAUAUUUGGUUUAUUAUGCUGAAAAGAUUAGUGGGAAACUAGGUAUUGGGUCAAUUACUGAGUUGGAAGGGAUUGAAGUGAAAAGAUUCUUGUUUUGGUUUAAUGUUAAAGAAAUUAGAGUUGAUUUGCCACUUUCUGAUAAUGUUUACUUUCAGAUUGGUCUUGUUAACAAGAAGCUUGAUAUUCAUCAGUUUGAGACUAUUCAUUCUUGUAUGAAGAAUGGAUCUUUGAGACAAGUUCUACAGCUUCCAGCUCCUGUCAAUGAUAUGCAAAUGCUUAUUACCGAGUAAAUGGGAACAAAUAUGCAACUCAAGGUGAAAUUAGCACUGGAAAAAUGUACUGUUAGUUUACUUCAUUUGUUGUGACAUAUGAUCAAGAUUAAAGAUUCCACAUGUGUAUCGUUUAUUAUAAGACGAUCUUUGUAGGAUCAUUUUCUUCUAUUCAAAUUGUGAAGGACUAUAUUAAAUCAUUUCCUCGA
Molecule: messenger RNA, 966 nt
Organism: Solanum stenotomum
Lineage: Eukaryota; Viridiplantae; Streptophyta; Magnoliopsida; Solanales; Solanaceae
Exons: 2
Coding region: 245-778 (177 amino acids)
Source: RefSeq, a predicted model, not a curated record